AUGGGUGACUCCUCCCCUCCAACUGACACUCUGGGUGAAUCCCCCGCCGUGGCUUUGAUCGGAAAAAUAAUGAUAAUCGUUAUAGUGAUGUUGUUCUUCCUUGUUGUAUUUGCUCUCGGCCUUCAUCUCUUCAGUAGAAACUUCUGGUGGCGCAACCCUGCUCCCCAAUCACACCGCCGCCGCCGCCGCUUUGUGUUUUCCACCGGUCAAGAGGGUGGUCUUCGAAGCGGACUGGAUCCCUCCGUGCUGAACUCCAUACCCGUGUUGGUAUUCCAAGCCCAAGACUUCAAGGAUGGUUUGGAAUGCGCGGUUUGCCUCUCGGAGGUCGUGGAAGGAGAAAAGGCCAGGCUUUUGCCUAAAUGCAAUCAUGGGUUUCAUGUUGGUUGUAUUGACAUGUGGUUCCAGUCCCAUUCUACCUGCCCUCUUUGCAGGAACUCUGUUGCUGCUCAAGCCGAUGAAAAUAUUGAUGCACAAAACUCAGAAUCAGAGUCUCCAACUUUUCCCACAAACGUCUUGGUUUGGGGGGAUCAAACUCAAAUAAGUUCUACCGGUGGUGCUUCUUCAGAGGAAGUUGCUUCUCAGACACCUUGCCCCUCCUCAUCUUCUGCCGCUCCUACUUCUGGUGAUGAUAACAACAAUAACAAUAAUAGCAGACGACAUGGAACGUUGGUGAUUGACAUACCAAGUGAUAUGACUCCAACUUCUUUGUCGCCUUCUGCAAGCAGGUUUGCUGAAGAUGACUUGAAAUCGCCAAUGACUGGAAGACUGAGGUCAUUGAAGAGGCUUUUGAGCAGGGACAGAAGGCUAAAUCCUUGGAGUCCUACUUCUGGGGAUGUAGAACUAGCAGCUAAUUCAGGGUGA
Sphenostylis stenocarpa is the source of this 861-nucleotide messenger RNA. NCBI's taxonomy places the organism in Eukaryota, Viridiplantae, Streptophyta, Magnoliopsida, Fabales, Fabaceae. The record is from the annotation of a GenBank genome assembly.